Molecule: messenger RNA, 2411 nt
Organism: Pecten maximus
Lineage: Eukaryota; Metazoa; Mollusca; Bivalvia; Pectinida; Pectinidae
Product: lactoperoxidase-like
Exons: 13
Coding region: 97-2388 (763 amino acids)
Biological process (GO): response to oxidative stress
Molecular function (GO): peroxidase activity; heme binding
Source: RefSeq, a predicted model, not a curated record
UGAUAGGUAAGAUGUAGGAUAUCAAAACCAUAUUUUACCUACCUGAGAAAUUGGCUAUCGUGGAAUAGGAGCACAAACUAGUAUCCAACUUCAAAGAUGACGUCCAUAGCAAGAACGAGUCUUUUGAGUCUGAUGCUAGUUCUGUGUCUUGUCAAUGUCCCAAUCCAUACGACAAAUCUGGGACAUGUGCGUUUCACCAACUACGCUGCUCUACCUAAUAUGGUAGCGCGCUCAAUAAAUAUGGCGGUCAUGGACCUCGGGAAAAUGAAACAACUGGAGAGGCAGCACCACAUUACAGGAAAUAAUAGGAUGAUGCAUAGCUACCAUAUGGCACACGCAGGCCUCUUUAACGACGCCACAGCUGUCGCGGCAUUGAAUGACAAAAGUUACAUCACUGGCAGAGCGACUAAGGAACUGGCCCGUUUAACAAAUACUCCAUAUCAUCUUCUUCAAACUGAUCCGAAUGUGGUUUUGGAAUGGCGGAGGCAGAUUGCUCCGCAUUGUAACAUGCCGCUAUUGCGAUGUAACCUCAAUUACGCUUAUCGCACGGCCGAUGGUACGUGUAACAACCUACACAAUCCCACUUGGGGAGCCGCCAUGAGACCACACCUACGCUACCUACCGGCGGCGUACGAGGAUGGUAUAAACAUCCCACGACAACUGAGCGUGACUGGCGGAUACCUACACAGCCCCAGAGUUAUCAGUAAUGUCCUUCACAGUACUGGUACAAGUGACCUGGACGAAGGGGGUCGCUCUGUACUGAUGAUGUCCUGGGGCACAUUAAUUGUUUUUGACCUCAUAAAAACUCCCGUGUCAACAGGCCCUAACAAUACUGACAUCACGUGCUGUCCUUCUGCUGGAACUACACCUGGUUCGUGUUUUCCCAUCGAGAUACCAAGAGGCGACCCCCGAUUCACUUCCAACUGUAUGAAUUUUGUGAGAUCUGCAAUGGCACCAAGUCCAUUAUGUGACAUGGGCGUUCGAAAUCAAAUCAAUGAACACACUUCAUACAUAGACGCUUCUAUGGUUUACGGGUCUAGUCAACAAACCCAGAACCGACUAAGAGCGGGUCACGGAGGAUUUCUUAAGAUGGGCCCAAAUGGAUUCCUCCCACCAGCAGAUGAUAGCACGUGCACGUUGUCAGCGCCUGGGGAAUUCUGUUUUGAUGCCGGGGACUCAAAGAAUACUCUAUUACCAUCACUGGCCGCCCUCUACACCGUUUUAGUCAGAGAACAUAACAGAAUAGCUAAACAGGUUCAAAUCUAUAAUCCUUCCUGGUCUGAUGAGAAAGUGUUCCAAGAAACUCGAAAAAUCGUGUCCGCUAUCAUUCAGCACAUUAACUAUAAUGAAUAUUUACCACACGUUAUCAGCGAUGCGGACAUGCAAGUACAUGGCUUGUACUCCACGCCCAAAGGUCACCACACAGUGUACAACCCAAAUGUUAAUCCUACCAUAGCAAAUGUAUUCGGAGCUGCAGCUUUCAGGUCUGGACAUUCCUCGGUCCCUAACACCCAGGGAAUAAAGGACCCACAGACUCACCAAUCAAUUGAAGUAAAAACAGAAUCCACUUACUUUAGACCUGCAUUGCUGUUUGCUGGCAAUGGAAGAGGAGCUGACUGGCUAAACUUCUGGCAGCUGAACUCCAAACAAGCGAGACAAGAUAGAUUUUUACAAGAUGCAUUAAGAAAUGAAUUAUUGGUGAAUGAAAUGGGCGUUGGCUUAGACUUGGCUGCGGUGAACAUUCAAAGAGGGCGUGACCAUGGGUUACCUUCGUACAAUGCCUGGAGAAAAUGGUGUGGAUUACAGCCUGCUCAUCAUUUCGGUGUUAACACGUUGGGACUCAUACACCACGAUGCACCGGCAGCCAUUCUUUUGUCCAAAGUUUACAAACACCCUGAUGAUAUUGACCUGUUCACAGGAGCUUUGUCUGAACGCAAAAUCAGAGGAACUUAUAUUGGGCCUACUUUCUCUUGUAUCAUUGCGAAACAGUUCCAGUUAUUAAAACAGGGAGACAGGUUCUGGUACGAGAAUGACAUCCCAAAUAUUGGUUUAACAGCAGCUCAACUAAAUGAAAUUAAGAAGGUACGACUUUCUCAAAUUAUGUGCCGGAACAUUGGAAUUUCACAAAUUCAGCUUAAUGCAUUCCGAGUGCCAUCUUUACAUAACCCACUGGUUAGAUGUGAUACUCUGCCUACAAUUGACUUGCGUCACUGGAUUGGGAGUCCAAGAACACACUUGCAGUCAUUUCGUUUGAAUACAGGAUUUCUUUUGAACCGUUCUCCUACAGUGCCAAACAACCCAGUGACUCUCUGGAGCGUAUCUUCACGUCCAUACCAAACAAUAUGGCGUUCACUAUUAACCUACCACAAUAUAAAUCCAUCCUGUUGAAUAAAAUUAUUUUUAUGGAAUGA